This is a messenger RNA of Thyridium curvatum, 1512 nucleotides long. RefSeq lists its product as uncharacterized. The transcript has 3 exons. The record is from RefSeq and is a predicted model, not a curated record. The coding region runs from base 1 to 1512 and encodes 503 amino acids. Lineage: Eukaryota; Fungi; Ascomycota; Sordariomycetes; Thyridiales; Thyridiaceae. Gene Ontology annotation, molecular function: oxidoreductase activity.
AUGGCUUCUUCACGAGACGGAUACUCUUGGACCGAGAAGCAAGGCCUGAAGUCUGGCGUGCCCUGCAUCGGCACCAUCCAGCCUCCCACAAACCUUGAUCGCGCUUCCACAGAGGUCUUUGACGUGAUCGUAGUUGGAGCUGGAUAUUGCGGCCUAACAGCGGCUCGAGAUCUCACAACAAGUGGUAUUCUAGUGGCUGACAACCCGGGUUCUCGCUUAGGCCUCCGAACACUCCUUAUUGAGGCCCGCGAUCGAAUCGGCGGCCGCUCCUGGUCUUCUGACAUCGAUGGCUACAGUUUUGAGCUUGGCGGGACUUGGAUCUUUUGGGGACAAGCCAAUGUCUGGCGCGAGAUCCUCCGGUACCAGAUGCAGGACGAGCUGGUAUCCUCGUACGACUUCUCGAAAGGUCUCAACAAAUACAUCCUAGUCAACACCGAGCGAGCUCAGCACUUCACACAUGAAGAAGAGGACGAGAUGAUGGAGUCGGGCCUUCGGAAGCUGGUCAACGUCGACGGCGAGUACGGUAAGCGGGUGAUCCCGUUUCCACACACGGCUGCCUUCACGGCAGAGGCACUCCGAUACGACAAGAUGUCUGUGGCCGACCGACUCUCAGAGAUAAAGGACUCCCUUACACCCAAUGAACUUUCAGGGGUUGAGGCCUUUGUGCUCCUGUGCAGCGGCGGCACGCUCGAGACGACCAGCUUCUUCGAGUUUCUUCACUGGUGGGCCCUGAGCGACUACAGCUAUCAGGGGUGCAUAGACUACCUGGUCAAAUACAAGUUUCGCGGCGGCCAGUCGAGCUUUGCCAUCCGCUUCUUCCGUGAGGCGUUGGCUAGCGGGAACCUGAGCUACGCGUUCAAUUCACCCGUCGCCGAAAUCGACGAUACGAAGGAUUUUGUGACCGUCAGCACCAGGGAUGGGAAACAAUACAGGGCGAAGAGAGUUAUCAGCGCGAUACCCUUGCAGGUCAUGAAUAAUGUCGUCUUCAACCCUCCAUUGCCUAGUGGGAAGAGGACAGCUGCUAGCAUCGGCCACGUGAACCAGUGUGUCAAGGUGCACGCCGAGGUACGAAACAAGGACUUGCGUUCGUAUACUGGCAUCGCCCGUCCCGAAAACGGACUUUUCUACGCCUUUGGAGACGGGACUACUCCAGCCGGCAACACGCACAUUGUCGCUUUUGGCGGACAGAACGGGCAUUUCGACCCUGAGGACAACAUUGGAACUACAGCUAGAAAGCUGCAAGGGCUUGUGCCGAUGGACAUUGAAAGACUCGUCUUUCACAACUGGUCCAAGGAUGAAUUUGCAAAAGGAGCUUGGUUCUUCUCGCAGCCAGGGCUGCUCUCCAACCACCUUGGCGACAUGAGAGCCCGGCAUGGUAAGGUCAUAUUCGGGAGCUCGGACUGGGCCCUCGGUUGGCGUAGCUUUAUCGAUGGUGCGAUUGAGGAGGGUACUCGCGCAGCCCUCACGGCUCGGACUGACCUGGCUCCCUCACAACUGAAGGGGAAGUUGUAG